CGGAUUGUAUGUAUUUAGUCGGGACUCGAACCAAAAAGUAAAAUUUGUCGAUAAAAUCGGAUAUGUUUAGUCCAGACUCGCUCCUAGGGGCAACGCUGUCGGUAAGGGGCAAAGUGUGUGGUAAAUUCACCCUGUAUGGGAAUCUAGAGAUCUUUGGUCACAUUUUUAUGCUGUUGGCAGCAGUAAUUUAACGGACUGCCGGCUGUUUGAAAGUUCAUUCUGUUCAGCUAGCGGACGACCGGACGUAUGCACGAGCGCGAUUGUGAUCCGCUACUCCGCAAUAACGUCGCUCUUAUUUAACAGAAGUGAACAGAAGUCGACAGAACGUUUCACCGGGGUGUCGCACAGCGUGCACGACUGGUCAAAUAAACGUGUGCGCAAUUUAAACGACAAUUUCACUGACCUCUCCCUUUCUCACCGGAAUCACGUGUUCGGCGACUGUGUUUACAUCUUUACUUUCUGCGAGUUUUUUUGACCCCGGAGACUGUAGCGGUGGAUAAUUUCGGGAUCUCCAAAGUGACGUUCGCGACGAAGUUGCGAGGCAUCGCUUCACAGUGAAAUGAGAAGUUAAAAGGACUGUGAAAAUGACGUUUAACUGGUACGCGGGGGACUUGGGGUGCAAUUCGCAAAACUUCCAUUUGCGGCUGUCCGCGGGCUCCAGCAUCGAGAACUCCUCGCCGCAGCGUUCGGUCGGGAACAGGAAGACGGAGGAUGAUGUUAUCGUCAUCAGCGACUCCAGUUGCGACUCCAGUCACGACUCACCCCCCGCGCGCGCUGAAAAACCGAAAUGGAAGUCCAGUUCGACUUCCAGCGUCAGAAGUAAGGACCGUCCAAGGCUGCGCUUCGCGAUCUCUUCGGAGAGCGAGGGGGAGAGGGAGUCCGACUCGUGCAGGCUUGACAGAGCUGACGACGAAUCAAGGGGGAAGUAUACGAAUAGAACUCCCGCGCGCGUUAACGGGAUACCUGAGGCAUCGUUGAUCUCCACCGAUGCCUCGUCAGUCUCCGAGAGACUAUUUGACAGCCUACUCGCUUCUAGCGGCGCCUUGAUCAACGACAAAACUGCCAGCAGGGGUAACUGUGACGGAGUAAAGAAUCAAGUAAAUAAAUCUAAAAGACACGUUCAUGACGGAAGUCCUAUGUUAAUUGCAGAGCGAGAGGCAGAUUCGAAGCUAAGAGAAGAGUACAGUGCCGAGAGGAUAAAUAGCGCGACCAAGCCGAGCUGCGACGGUCCCAAUAUUGUCAGCAGGCGUCCGACAUGCAACGCUCCGAAGCAAGACGGCACGGCGAAGACCAGACUCACGAAGAGGGACGUUCACAAAAUUCUGAGGAAUAUCAAAUGCACGCAGGCCGUGUACGAUUCCCCCGGAGAGAGAAGGGACUUAAACGUGAUAAUUGACGAGAGCAUCGAUGUAGACGAGGACAUGAUACAUCCAGCUAUUUCACCUACUUACGCCAGAAAAGUGCAGCGUCCCGGUGACAGUCCCGAUGUUGUCGAUACCAGUCUUAAGAGCGACGUUUUGCAACAAGCGGGUCCGUUCGAGUUGCCCGAGCCGCAGCACGACGGGUCGAGGAUGGCGAAUUCUUACAGACCUCUGUCCGAGAGGAGAAAGAAACAGAUCAGCGAGUGGCUCCUGACCAACGCCUCCGAGUCUCAAAGCGACAGUUCCUUCAACACUGUACCGCCGAGCGUUAGAAAGAGCAACUCUGGGAACAGCAGUCUGGAGAGACUGGAGCUGAGCUACGAGACUCCGAACAACCGGGGAAGAAUCAACAGGGCCCAGGCUGACGAGAGGACAGUUGUAAAUUCUGACAGAGCGGCCCGUACACCCUCGACGCGUCAAAAUGCGAUAGGCCGGUACUUUAAAGAAUCCAGGAACGAUUCUGAGCUCGGCGCACGUCCGAAUGGGGUAGACCGGUAUUUUAAAGAGUCCAAGACUGAUUCUGAAUUCAGCACACGUCAGAAUGGGAUAGACCGGUAUUUCAAAGAAACCAAGAAUGAUUCUGAAUUCCGCACGCCAGAUAAUAAACCGAAGCUCCCGCCAAAAGGGCAAACCGACAGAAAAGUUUACCCGGGCGCAAACACGUCUCAAACUAAUAGUGUAAUGGACUGCGCGAGUAUUUUGGAUAAACUGUAUGGUACGUCGUGGAGAGACAAAGCUGACGCGCUGCUUCCAACGAGUGAACCACGGAAGGCGCCUGUUCAACCGGUGAAUAGGAUCGUCCAGACGGAACGAAAACCUGUAGCAAAGGAUCAAUAUAGGACGGUAGAUUCGGACUCUGACGGGUGCGAUUUGGUCGGAAACGAUAUCAAGCCAGGUCAGAGAAGGAAUAUUCAACGAAAACAAAAAGUAAAUAGCUUUAUCAAUGACGAAUCGUUGUCUGAUAGUGGCAGUGAAAGUAUGUAUUACAGUGCGUUGACAAAUCCAACAACUUUUACGAGUAAAUCGACCAAAUCCGUGCCAGUGCCAGCGUCAAUUAAACGCCUUCAGGUACUUUGUGAUCCGGACACAGACGACGAAGACAAGGCUAGCGACGACCCUAAGAAGUUGCACGGGAGGAAAUUGUCAUUCAGCGACGAGGAAAGUUCCAGCACGAGCGAAUUCGACCCUGGAGAUUACGUAGGGCCAAAAUACGUACGUAAUCAAGAAGUUAAAGGACCAACGUCGUGCAAAGUAGCACCGAAAUUUGAACCAGCCGCGGCUAACAAGUCUGCGGGAUGCGAAACCUUCCUGGCAUCUUUGUCAAAUACGGUUCCGAUGACUCGGGCUCAUCCCGAUGCAAAGAAAUACAGAUUGGAUUACAAGAGCAGGAAGGAGGAAUUAUGCAAAAAAUUAUACGAAUUGUACAACGAGAGAGUAUUCGAAAAUAAGUUGCCUCGAGAUAUGUCCAUUGAAUGGAACGUCCGUAUGAGAGGGACUGCCGGAUAUUGUUACAACAAGAAGUCCACGAAACUCAUUAGUGGUAGCGUCGUUAAGUCUUCGAGGAUCGUACUAGCGACAAAGAUUUUAGAUACACCGGAUAGACUGAGGGAUACUUUGAUUCAUGAAAUGUGCCACGCUGCAUCGUGGAUAAUAGACAAUGUCUCGGACGGCCAUGGACUUUUUUGGACAAGAUGGGUUGACAAAGCAAUGAAGAAAUUUCCUGAAUUGCCACCAGUUCGUCGCUGUCAUAGUUAUGAAAUUAAAACUAAAUUCACGUACAGAUGCACAGGCUGCGGAUACAGUAUCGGAAGACAUUCGAAAUCCUUGGAUAUCGAGAGGAAACGAUGUGGCUAUUGCUACGGCAAGUUCGAAUUGUUCGUUAACAAGACAACGAAGUCUGGCACCGUGCAAGUGCAGACACCGAAGAGGGAACCCACCGGCUUCGCGUUGUACGUGAAGCAGAAUUACAACUCGGUGAAAAGGGAGAAAAGUAACAUGAAGCACGCCGAGGUGAUGAAGCUUCUAGGUCAGCAAUUUUCGACAAUUAAAAUAGCAAAGAAAACCGACGUGGCCAGCAAUUAAAAAUGACUCGGGGGACGCCUGGCUGAAUAUCAAAUAUAUACACAUAUAAUUUCGAAUAUUUUGUAAGCGAUGUAAAAAAAUCUCGCAUAAUUUUGCGUCUUAAUUUUAGAGUAGGUUUUAGAGCUGAUAAUUGUAUGUAUUUGAAUUUCAGUUAUUUUGCAUGUUUUGUUACAGAGAUCAUACAUGCAAUUACAGUGUACAAAUAUUAGGGAAUAUUGUAUUUUGGAGGACUAAUGUCUUUUUAAUAUUACAGGCGCUGCGAUGUGACGUAUAUGAAUAAAUCUUGUAUAUUUCACAUGUCGCAUCUACAUAUGCAUAUAAGACUUUUUCUACGUGAAAUAUUGAUAUGUAUGUUUUUACAUGCGAGAGAUUUUAUAUUCUACCCCGUACUUAGAACGUAAUCAAAUACUCCUUAUGAUAUUAAGUGGCUAAGAUUUAGAGCGAUUAUUUAAACAAUGACAGCGGCAAAGUGUUGCUUUGUUGAGCGAGGACUGAUUAUUUAAAUAAAAGCUUUGAUAUAAGAGAUCCUUACAAUUUUUCGCGUUUCUCACCGUCCAUCCCAAGCCUUUCGGAAUUCCCCCGCGACACAAUAUGCAUCGUUUCAUGGACAUUUCGGCAAAACUUUAGUGCAAAGUACGUGACAGUGUUUAGUUAAACUUAAUAAUUUCGUUAUUUUUCACUUUUCAACGGUAUACUUGGACUUUCCUCGUAUGUACGUCACCGUAUUUCAUUGAAUUACACAGGAAAAUUUCAAAUUUAUUUUGAAGUAGCGUUAGAAUAAUAAAAUAGAAACUACAUUUCGGUACCUAAUUUUUUCGACAACUUUCAUUUCACUUUUCGUCGAAUUCACGGCAAAUAUCUCCGUCAGGGUCGCGAGCCUGUCGAGAUCAGCUGCUCGAUGACGUUUCCU
Messenger RNA from Vollenhovia emeryi, 4413 nucleotides. RefSeq lists its product as uncharacterized. Gene Ontology annotation, cellular component: nucleus. The record is from RefSeq and is a predicted model, not a curated record. Bases 585 to 3503 code for a protein of 972 amino acids. The transcript is spliced from 8 exons. Lineage: Eukaryota; Metazoa; Arthropoda; Insecta; Hymenoptera; Formicidae.